Scedosporium apiospermum is the source of this 1638-nucleotide messenger RNA. RefSeq lists its product as uncharacterized. The coding region runs from base 1 to 1638 and encodes 545 amino acids. The record is from RefSeq and is a predicted model, not a curated record. Lineage: Eukaryota; Fungi; Ascomycota; Sordariomycetes; Microascales; Microascaceae. The transcript is spliced from 8 exons.
AUGGAAACCACCAGCCACGCCAUGAAGGACAAAGACAAAAAGGGUAAUACCAGACGAAAGCCCGAGACGCCUAACCACCGUGACCAACCUUCCAAAAGAAGACGCGCGCCGUCAUCCCAGCUCGCGGUCGACACGGAGGUGGAGAAUUUGGCCCAGGUUGGUGACGAACCAGGUCCAAGACUCGCCACUGACGAGGGCGAAGAAUCAUCCGAUGCAAAUGAUGCAAAUGAUGCACACGCAGAAGGGGAUAUCUGGAGUGGUAACAGCUCGACGAUGGAGCUUGUGGCUGAAGCAUUUCACCAUCACGACCGCAACGCAAUAGCAACCCCGGAAACCCCGGCAUUGGGGUAUGGCAGUACGCCCCGCUCCAUUCCCGAUCUUCAGACCUCCUCGGUUCGUAGAAACACUCUCCAAAGCAAGAGACCCCGCGCAGCCCUAGGAGAGUUAUGGGAUCUUUUGCCCAGCUGGGACGCCGCCAGCAUCUUGAUCGAAAACUACUUCGACAAGAUCCACUGGUUCGUGCUGUUAUUUCAUCAGGGGGAGUUCAGAAAGUCGUCGAUUGAUCUAUAUCCCAGCACGUCCCCAUCACAUACGAGACUGGUCUUCCAGGCCACUGGCCGUGUUUGCGUGCUUCUGGCAGUUUGCGCCCUGAGCCUCGGCUACCUAGACACCGAUCAGGAGACCAAGCUCGUCGAAUUCGGUGUGGACAAACAAGCUUUAAAAGAGCGCACCCUGUUCAUUCUGAGGCUCCACAUUCUCGAUGUCCUUGCGCUUGGGUCUCUCGAAGCUGUUCAAACAACAGUGCUUCUGGGCAGUUACUAUUUUUAUCACGGAGAACCCGAGUUGGCCUGGCCUUUGUGCGGUGGCGAUUGGUUCCAUCCGGAUCUCGAGGAACGGACAUUUGACAACAAGCUCUUCCGACUACAAGCCCUGGCGCUCAAGCUAGCCUUUCUGAAGCCUCGCGGGCUUCUACUUGAUUCCCAAACGGGAGUUCAUAACCGUACCUCCACGUUUCGCAUGCUGCUUCAGUCAUGCCGCGACGCUGCCCUCCAGAUUUCCUGGGCAGGAACGCUUCCCGUCUUCCAAGAGGCGUCGGGCACUUUCGCUGUGAACUUUAUCUCGUUGCAUCUCCUCACGGCGGGAGUUGCGCUUUGCGUCAUCACAAGCUCUGACCCACUAAGCGGCGAUGCGCAUGACGCCAAGUUAGGCUUGCAGGUUCUACAGGAGCUGCUAUCGCUUGCCAUGCGAAAGGAGACAGAGGCCUUACUCCGGGUUCACGUAACCCCGAGCGAGACCACGAGGCCACAGACAAUAGCUAGUAUCCCGAAGACUAGUUUCGCCUCGGAGAAAGAUACCGAGGAGAGAAAUGGCCACCAAAGUGCACCGUCUGCACCAAGCGACCCUCAUGAGAUGCUCCCCGAUGGAAGCGAGGAGAACAUCACUAUGCAGGCGGUUAUUGAUUUUGAGCAAGCUAUGAAUAGUAUCGAUACAACUACGCCAGGCAAUCAAAAAUUUCUUUCUCCGCUCCCACCAGACUUCUUACUUGCUGAUGAGUAUAUUGGCCAAGAUCAGAAUUGGAUGUGGGACCCAGCCUUUGACGCUGGAUACAUGUUCAUGGACCAGAUCAACAACACUUGA